Leishmania mexicana MHOM/GT/2001/U1103 is the source of this 2901-nucleotide messenger RNA. RefSeq lists its product as hypothetical. NCBI's taxonomy places the organism in Eukaryota, Euglenozoa, Kinetoplastea, Trypanosomatida, Trypanosomatidae. The transcript has a single exon. The record is from RefSeq and is a predicted model, not a curated record. Bases 1 to 2901 code for a protein of 966 amino acids.
AUGGAGCCUCUCACACAGCGUUGUUGCGGCGUGUCCGCGUCGUCUGCCAGACGGUCGUCGUCGUCGUCGUUGGCGGCGGCGAGAACGCGGUUGUUUAUUCCCUUCUGUAGCGUCCUUCUCCUGCUGGCCUGCCACGCAGCCUGCGCUGCAUCGUCGGCGAGCGAUGAAGGCAUCGACCACGGGCACGCAAGAGGCAAGAGUGGCGCGGCAGCGCACCACAUCGACAGCAGCAUCGGCCACAUCGCCGCACCGAGCACGAGUGCGCAGACCGGCAGAGCUGCCUCAGCACCGAUGCGUCACACAACAGGGACAACACGCGCGGCCGGCCUGCCGACAUGCCAGGAGCUGUACGCCACGUUCCCCUUCUCCUCCUCGCCGCUACUGUCGGGUGACUGCGUGCUUCCCCGCAUCAGCAAGCAACUGACCGGCGACCGCAGGGAGGACCUCCUGCAGCGAGCCUCGUCGGCGGAGGCGGCGGCGCGCAUCUUCACCUGGCACAUCGGGCCACGCACACCGGCGCACCAAGCCCCGCUGCAGAGCACGUUCCCGAGCUACUUCAUGAACGUCAGCACCGCUGCCGCCGCUACAGCCGAUGGAUCGCGGCUCUCCAGCGGCGCCGCUGGGGGCGUGCAAGGAGAGCUACUGUCCGAUGCUGCAACGGCGUGGCGCGUGCGCAGCUACAACGCCCUGUACUCGGAUGAAGGACGUGCAGCGGCUGGCUCUCUCUCCUCAGGCCGGCACCGCGGCACCGCCGGCGUCCGAAGUGGAGCGCACGGCAGCAAUGCACAAGCGGGCAAGAGAGGUGGUGACGCAUCAUCGUUGUCGCUCAUGAGGUCUGUGCGCGCCGUCGUACAACCCAUCGCCAGUGUUGUUGCGGUUAUCGUGGACCUGUCUGGACUCGGGUAUUACGUCCGGUGCUCCGUGACGGAGGUCACUGCCAACCUGCGCGUGUUUGCGUGGCGCAGCGCCACGGCGUGGGCACAGGUUUUCAUGCGCCGACGGGUGGUUCUGCGCAUUCAUAUUGAAUCGUGGUUCGGCCCGGCCGCAGCAGCGUCGGUGGCGGCUGAUGAGGGCGUCAACAAAGGUGGUGCCGGGGGCGGCGAUGGCACGGCACAGAGCGGCAUGCCCGCUCACGUGAUGCUCUCCCGCAUGGCGAUGUCGACCUACAGCUCGACUUCGCUGCUUCGCGUGGUUUCCUUUCCGCCCGUUGUGCAACUCGUGCCGAGCACGCAGUCGCGCCCGGCAGCCGCGUCGUUUGUAUGCUCGCUACCGGCCGUCCACGCAGCCUCGCUGCUACUCGAGGAAGAUGCGGCGGCACGACGGCGAGAAGCUCAGCAAGCGGCGGCAGCGGCGGGGGUGGUGGUGUUCCCAAGAGGGCGACGGCAGCGUGCACGCACAGGUCCGCCGUCGUCCCCGCCGAGCACGCAACCAUGGACGGUGUCUAUCAUGAAGGAUGUGGUCAGCCUUGCCGCCCGCUUGCUCUUGGGCACGAGCCGCGGGGAUGACACGGCAGCCGCUGCAGCGGCUGCGUGGUCACGUGCGACGUCUAUUUCGGCCGAUGACGGUGUCUCGAGGUCGGCUGCUGUUGCCGCUGCACGCGGAUUCCUGGCUCGUGUACGAGAGGAGCUGGGCCCACAUCAGAACUUUGGCGAGUCGGUUCUCCCCAUCGCCCUUCAGCAGAUGGUCGGCAGCCGCACGAUGCACACGCACGCGCAACUCGUGGAGAAGGAGGUGGUCGUGGAAGGUGAGGUGCAGGAGACGUUUUACCUGCAGUGGGAAGCGUCGCUGCCGGCCGGCAAACCGAUGUGUUUCGCACUCGCAGCCCUGCCGCCGUCCUCGUCCAACAUGGGGGCGGCCGCGGCGGGCACGCCUCUUCAGUCGCCCGCCGCAGCCGAUCAUCUUCCAGUGUCGUUGGAGGAGACGUGCAGCUUCGAUGUUCUGUGGCUGCAGAUGCUCAUCAUGGCAUGGGUGGUGUGGCAGCUCGAGCGGCACGUCGCGCAGAGCCCUCUCGUGAAGCAGCUUGUGACGGGCCUUUGCGGCAUUCUGCUGCUGCUGCUCCUGCUUCUCUGGUACGUGAUCCGCCGUCUGCAGGGCACCUCGCUCCAGCUGGCCAUGCUUGCCAUGGCGUUGCUGCUGGGUGGGUCGACGGCGAUGAUGGACGGUCUUCUGAAUGCCGUGAGGAGCAUCCACUACGUGAUCCUGUCCCUGUCAGAGCCCGCGUCAGGUGGUGGGCGUGGGUGGGCCGGUGCUGAAGGCGGCGGCGACGCGGAUGACGACUCCUCUUCCGCACUGAGUGUCCUCGUGGUUCUCGGCUCCGGCCUUCUUGUGCUCAUGUGCGUCGGCAGCGGAAUCCUGCUCCACUGGCUCGUCCCGCCCGCUAUUCUGCGCGCCGCAACGUUCUGGUGCGUGCGGGUGCUGCUCUGGACACUAUGGGGGCUGUGCGCACUGCGCAACACCGAGGCGACAGCGGUAGCGGUUCUCCUGCGGACACUGUGGCAGGCGCGGUCGCUUGCAUGCGCCACGCCGUGCUUCUCAUCGCCGGCAGAGCACGGCAAGCGCGUUUGGUUUUCAGACAAUGACCCGCUUGAAGAGGUGCCGCCGGACGCGCGGCAAGCGCGUGGGUACGUGACGCCGCUGACGGUCUCCUCGUGGGCCCCCACCUCGGGCAGAAGCGGCAGGGGGUACGCCAGUCUGCUUACCUCGGAGGCCCGACUGAAGCGCUACGAGGAGGAGGGUGCGGAGUGCACUCGGCAUGCGCUGGAGGCGCUGGCAGCGCACCUGCGCGCCAAUCCGGGUCGCUACGCGACGCGGCUUCGCGACCCGAAUGCCGUGCAGCACUGGGCUGGCGCCGCGAGCACAGAGACGGACGAAGAGGCGGAAGAGGUGACGGCGGCAGGGUAG